Callorhinus ursinus (northern fur seal) is the source of this 270-nucleotide messenger RNA. It is a transcript of the gene CRCT1, whose product is annotated as cysteine rich C-terminal 1. Lineage: Eukaryota; Metazoa; Chordata; Mammalia; Carnivora; Otariidae. The record is from RefSeq and is a predicted model, not a curated record.
AUGUCCUCCCAGCAGAGCGCAGCUUCCUCCAAGGGCUUUUCCAAAGGGUGUGCCCAGAGCCCCGCUCCGUGUCCCACUCCCGCACCUGCAGCCUCGUCCUCCUGCUGCGGCUGCUGUGGUUCAGACGGCGGCUGCUGUGGCUCCAGCGGUUGUGGCUGCUUCCCCAGAAGACGCCGCCGACAGCGUCGGAGCGGGUGCUGCAGCUGCUGCGGAGGUGGCAACCAGAGCUCCAGCAACGUCCAGAGCCAAGGCUGCUGUGGCGGCUGCUGA